Molecule: messenger RNA, 917 nt
Organism: Gavia stellata (red-throated loon)
Lineage: Eukaryota; Metazoa; Chordata; Aves; Gaviiformes; Gaviidae
Gene: FAM219B
Product: family with sequence similarity 219 member B
Exons: 6
Coding region: 1-570 (189 amino acids)
Source: RefSeq, a predicted model, not a curated record
AUGGCGACGGGCGGCGGCGGAGCCGGGGCUGGGCCCGGGCCCGGGCCCCUUCCCGCUGCCAGCGGACCCGGCGGGCGGCGGGGACCGGGGCUGAUUCGGGCCGAAAGCAAGAGGCUGACCAAGCCAACGGAUGCGGUGGAGAAAAGGGGACCAUACAUCAUGAGCAAGCCUCCCUCCAUUCACACCAAGCUCCAGAGGCAGCGCGAGCUGGCGAAGGCAGCACUGCGAAGGCAGGGGCUGCUGGGGGGACCCGCGCCGCUCCAGCCGAAGCCGGCGGCUAAAAGGUCGGUGAAGUUUAACAAGGGCUACAUGGCGCUCAGCCAGACGGCAGAUGAAAACCUGGUCUCCCUCGAUUCGGACAGUGACGGGGAGCUGGGAUCCAGAUGUUCCUCGGGCUACUCCUCUGCCGAGCAGGUGAACCAGGACCUGAGCCGGCAGCUGCUGCAGGACGGGUACCACCUCGACGAGGUCCCCGAUGAUGAAGAUCUGGAUCUCAUACCCCCGAAACCCGUUGCCUCCUCUUCUUGCCCCUGUUGUUUCGGAGAAAAUCUCUCCUGCGUGAUCCAGUAGACGCCGCUCGGCCAGGGCUGUGCAAGAACAGGUCAAAAGCCAGCACUUUCUUUGUCCUGCGGGGAUGGCUGUUGGUGGCCGUGUCCCGCGCUGGGACGGUGACACAAGGUCUGAACGACACUGCGAUGCUGCUCGUGGUGAGCAGCAGCAGCCAACUGACCCCAAAGGACUUUUCCUUACACUCAGCAAUAUCAGGGAGAGGUGGCACGGUGAUGUUUAGGUGGCCUGGAUGGGACCUGUCGCCUGGCUGGGGUGGGGAGGGCGGAGAGGCAGAGCCCGGGCACCUCCAUGGGGGUAUAAACGGAAGGAAUUGGGAGGUGCAGCAGCACAUGCUCUUCGGUUUGUCU